Messenger RNA from Phoenix dactylifera (date palm), 2122 nucleotides. Its product is annotated as putative clathrin assembly protein At5g35200. Gene Ontology annotation, cellular component: clathrin-coated vesicle; clathrin-coated pit. Gene Ontology annotation, molecular function: 1-phosphatidylinositol binding; SNARE binding; phosphatidylinositol-4,5-bisphosphate binding. NCBI's taxonomy places the organism in Eukaryota, Viridiplantae, Streptophyta, Magnoliopsida, Arecales, Arecaceae. Gene Ontology annotation, biological process: clathrin coat assembly; vesicle budding from membrane; clathrin-dependent endocytosis. The record is from RefSeq and is a predicted model, not a curated record.
UCUCUGUCCACCGCCAUUCCCCAAUCCUAACGAAUCUUCUCCUCGGCGCCCUCCACGAAUUCUUUCCGGCCUUCGCUGCUCCUUUCUCUCCCAUUCCGUUCGAUUUUCACCUCGCCAUUCCCCAAAGCGAACUCCCGGCGGAGGACCGUUUCCUGCGUCCCGCUCUUUUUCUUUCUCGAGGGAAAAUAUAUACUUACCCAACACUCUUAGAGUAGCAUAAUGGCUGGAAUUGGUAGCACUCAGCAGAGCAUAAGAAAAGCCCUCGGAGCAUUGAAGGACUCCACAACAGUUGGAUUGGCAAAAGUAAACAGUGAUUACAAGGAAUUGGAUAUUGCAGUUGUCAAGGCCACUAACCAUGUGGAACAGUUGCCAAAGGAGAAACAUAUGCGCACUAUUUUCGAUGCUGUAUCGGCUUCGAGACCUCGUGCUGAUGUUGCAUAUUGCAUCAAUUCUCUAGCUAAACGGCUCACCAAAACAUCCAAUUGGGCUGUUGCCUUGAAAACUUUGAUUGUCUUCCAUUGUUCUUUGAGAGAAAUUGAUCCCUCAUUUCAUGAAGCACUCAUCAAUUAUACCAGGAGCAGAGGUCGUAUGCUGAAUGUAUCCCAUUUCAGGGAUGACUCAAGUCCAAAUGCAUGGGAUUAUUCUGCUUGGGUUCGAACAUAUGCUUUGUAUCUAGAGGAGUGGCUAGAGUGCUAUGGCAUAUUGAAGUAUGAUGUCGGGACAGAACACUCUAGAACUUCGGAACUUGACACUGCUGAUUUGCUUGAGCAAUUACCUGCUUUGCAACAGCUGCUUUUUCGUCUGCUUUGUUGCCAGCCAGAGGGUUCAGCUGUAUAUAAUAGCAUGAUUAGAUAUGCACUUUCAAUUGUAGCUAGUGAAGGUAUUAAGAUAUACUGUGCAAUUAAUGAAGGAACUCUAAAUUUGGUGGACAAGUUCUUUGAGAUGCAACACCAUGAUGCCAUCAGGGCACUUGAAAUUUAUCGGAAGGCAGGGUAUCAGGCGGAGAGGCUGUUUGAUUUCUAUGAGUUCUGUAAGGGUCUUGAUCUGGGUCGGGGCAAAAAUUUUGUUAAAAUCGAACAGCCUCCUGCAUCAUUUAUUGCAGCAAUGGAAGAGUAUGUGAAGGAUGCUCCACGUGCUUUACCUCCUAAUCAGAAUGUGGUAGAUGGUGACAGAGGAGUAACUCCUCGAGCCAUCUUGGCCAUUGAGCACAAAAAAUCAAAGGAUGAUCAUGAAAACUCUGACCUGAUCCUGGCGCCAACCCUUGCAAAACCUGAACCUUCUGCAGCUGAGAUUGCUGAAGCUCCAGAACAAGCUCCAGUAACUGAACUCUUGGGUUUGGAUGAUUUCAACCAGUGUGCAACAAAAUUGGAAGAGGAAAAUGCCCUAGCACUCGCAAUUGUUGGUGAUGAUAAUCCAUUAAAAAAUACAAAUAAUUCCAAUCUUACAAGUGAAACUGCUUCUGGAUGGGAGCUUGCACUUUUUGAUUUUCCUAGUUCCAAUAGUAGUGCUGUCGCAGAGAGCAAACUGGCUGGUGGGCUAGACAAGUUGACCCUGGAAAGUUUAUACGAUGAUGCAAUUGCAAGAAGAACAAAUCCUGGUGAGAGCUACCAGAUGGGUCAAAUGGCGCCGAAUCCCUUUGAUGCAGUUCAACACCCCCAAGAUCCUUUCUAUGCCUCCAACACUAUAACACCACCUGCCAGUGUGCAGAUGGCCGCGAUGGCGCAGCAGCAAGCAUACAUGAUGCAGCAGCAGCAGCAACCAUUGAGACAGGAUGGCAGUAAUCCCUUUGGCAAUCCAUAUGGAGCCCUAGGUGUUCCAUCUUACCCUCCUCAUAAUCCAUACACAGGGUACAUGUAAGAUGGCGAUGAGCUUGGGAUUACAAGAAGGGUGUCUGGUGCUCAAUGGUGAAGAAAGAGAACUCAGGAGGCUUGGUUGUAAAUAAGCGGGCAGUAUGUCUAGUCAUCUCGUCAUUGUUCAUAUUCUUCAUUCAUAUUGAGGUCCUUUUUCUGGGUAUACUCUGAAAGCUGCAAAUUGAAAUCACAGUUGUUCCAUACAGUCUCAUAAUUCGGUUGAUCCCUUUUGGGUUAUAAAAUUUGGUUAACUUGGUUGUGCUGUUCUGGCU